This is a messenger RNA of Brenthis ino (lesser marbled fritillary), 546 nucleotides long. NCBI's taxonomy places the organism in Eukaryota, Metazoa, Arthropoda, Insecta, Lepidoptera, Nymphalidae. The record is from the annotation of a GenBank genome assembly.
AUGACGAUUGAUAGAGCAGGUCGUCCGCCCGCACCUCGUCGGACCUCGACGUACAGAAGCUACGAUGAACUCGGUAUAAUAGAUAGGGGAAGGCCACUUAGAUAUCGGCAUGGCGGUAUCGAAGAUUUAUCGGGGUUAGAACAACCCCGAAGUCAUAGAUCUUAUAAUCCACGCGAUUUGGAUGAUAUAACUGUUAUAAGCUCGGAAGAGAUAACUAAACCGAAGCGGAAAACAAUGGAAGGUUUGGCGAGUGGCUUUAGAAGGACAUUUUCUGUAAGAAGUAGAAGGGAGCCGGAAGGCAUACCCAUGGAUACGUUUAGUGUUACAUGUGAGGAAAAUUUCGCAACAGUUAGAGGUGCGCCUUUCGGUAGACGUAGAUCUUUGUCUAGGGACAGAGGAUCAUCAUUGCUGGGUCGGAGUUCUUCAGAAGGAGAUGUGAGAUUACCCAUCCCUCGCGCUCCGCCCGUUAACCCCACGCCUAGACUGCAUCGCUGCCUCCGAGCCCUAGGAGGGAGUUGGAAGAAUCUUUUACUAUGUGAGUCUUCG